This is a messenger RNA of Rosa rugosa (rugosa rose), 1371 nucleotides long. RefSeq names its product probable voltage-gated potassium channel subunit beta. The record is from RefSeq and is a predicted model, not a curated record. The coding region runs from base 77 to 1078 and encodes 333 amino acids. Lineage: Eukaryota; Viridiplantae; Streptophyta; Magnoliopsida; Rosales; Rosaceae. The transcript has 4 exons.
AGAACCCAGUUCCAGACUUCCAGAGUAGUUCCAGGUCAGUUCAGUCCAGUCUGUCUCUCUCUCCCCCGGCGAUUCGAUGACGUCAUCAAACAUGAUUUACAACAACCUGGGCCGGUCGGGGCUGAAGGUGAGCCAGCUGUCGUACGGCGCGUGGGUGAGCUUCGGGAACCAGCUGGACGUGAAGGAGGCGAAGUCGCUGCUCCAGUGCUGCCGCGACCACGGCGUCAACUUCUUCGACAACGCGGAGGUCUACGCGAGCGGCCGGGCCGAGGAGAUCAUGGGCCAGGCCAUACGCGAGCUGGGCUGGAAGCGCUCCGACAUCGUCGUCUCCACCAAGAUCUUCUGGGGCGGGCCCGGCCCAAACGACAAGGGCCUCUCCCGGAAGCACGUCGUCGAGGGCACCAAGGCGUCCCUCAAGAGGCUCGAUAUGGAGUACGUGGACCUCAUCUACUGUCACCGGCCGGACUCCACCACGCCGAUCGAGGAGACGGUCAGGGCUAUGAAUUAUGUGAUUGAUAAGGGCUGGGCUUUUUAUUGGGGCACCAGUGAGUGGUCGGCCCAGCAGAUCACCGAGGCUUGGGGGAUUGCUGACAAGUUGGAUUUGGUUGGGCCGAUUGUGGAGCAGCCGGAGUAUAACUUGUUGUCCAGGCACAAGGUUGAGUCUGAGUUCCUCCCAUUAUACAGCAACUAUGGCCUGGGUCUUACCACCUGGAGCCCACUUGCUUCUGGUGUGCUCACCGGAAAAUAUAACAAGGGAAAUAUACCACCUGAUAGCCGAUUUGCAUUGGAGAACUACAAAAAUCUAGCCAGUAGGUCACUGGUUGAUGACGUGCUGAAGAAGGUUAAUGGUCUGAAGCCAAUUGCAGAUGAGUUAGGUGUGCCUCUAGCUCAACUUGCAAUUGCCUGGUGCGCUGCUAAUCCUAAUGUGUCAUCAGUUAUUACUGGUGCUACAAAGGAAUCCCAGAUCCAGGAGAACAUGAAAGCAAUUGAUGUGAUCCCUCUUUUAACUCCUACUGUGAUGGAGAAGAUUGAGAAUGUUGUUCAAAGCAGGCCGAAGCGUCCAGAAUCAUAUAGGUGAAGAACAGUAUAUUUAUGUGGUCUCCAUAUAUUUAUGCACAUUACACACAAGAUUUCGCUCUUCCAACAGACCGGAAAUGAAGCCUGCCUUGUUGUGCUGUUGGUUAGUUUGUCUUUUCUUUAUUCAUGUGAAUGCUUGGACAAUUCACUUGAUGUAAUUUGUAUGCUGUUUUCUAGCACCCCUCUGUGAUAUAAGAUGGGGGAGUUGUGUAUGUUAUCAGAGCUAUCAUUAUGUAUUGUGGAUCUUUACAUUGUUAUACGAUUCUUAUAUUUAAUUUUUUCGGCUUUUCAAUC